Molecule: messenger RNA, 1781 nt
Organism: Copidosoma floridanum
Lineage: Eukaryota; Metazoa; Arthropoda; Insecta; Hymenoptera; Encyrtidae
Product: myrosinase 1-like
Biological process (GO): carbohydrate metabolic process
Molecular function (GO): beta-glucosidase activity
Source: RefSeq, a predicted model, not a curated record
UGCUUAUUACUAAAAUUUUUUCAUUCAUAUUUUUUUAUUUCCCCUAUGCAUAGUUUUAUAUUAAAAAUGUUUAAACUACUGUUGUUAUUUAUGGUGACAUCGUUAGUAAAAUGUACUAAUGAAAAUAAUACACUGAAAUUUCCGAAAGGAUUUCUUAUUGGAGCUGCUUCAUCUGCUUAUCAAAUUGAAGGUGCAUGGAAUGUCAGUGAUAAGGCAACUAGUACUUGGGAUCAUUUCGUACACCGUUACCCAGAAAAAAUUGCUGAUCGGUCAAACGCUGACGUUACUACUGAUUCAUACCAUAGAUAUAGAGAAGACGUAAACAUUCUAAAUGAUCUAAGGGUCGAUCAUUACCGUUUUUCAAUAAGUUGGUCUCGACUACUGCCAAAAGGUCAUACUGGUUACGUGAGCAAAAGUGCAUUACGUUACUAUAAUAGUCUUUUGGAUGAACUAGAUGCCAAAGGAAUCAUACCGUUUGUAACGAUAUAUCAUUGGGACCAUCCACAAUCUAUAGAAGAAGCGGGAGGAUGGUUGAAUAAUAACAUGCCCUAUCUGUUUGCGUCUUACGCUAGCGUUGUUUUUGAAAAUUUUGGACAUCGAGUACGAUAUUUUAUAACUUUGAAUGAGCCAUCCAUAUUUUGUGGCAUGGCAUAUACAACGGCUGAGUUUCCUCCAGCCCGUAAAUUGAAUGGUACAGGUGAUUACCAUUGCAUUCACAACCAGUUGAAGGCUAACGCUCUCGCUUAUCACAUAUAUAACAAAGUAUACCGAAAAAAAUUUAAUGGCCAAGUUGGUAUUGUGUAUCAAUGUAAGGGUGCUUUCAAUGAAAAUGAAAACAAUGUACAAUUCGAUGAUUUAGCUUUUGAAUUUGAGUGCGGAUGGCAGGCACAUCCAGUUUUCUCAGAAUCCGGGGAUUACCCGGAGAUAAUGAAGAAAAAAGUGGCUGAAAGAAGUCGAGCCCAGGGCUAUGAAAAAUCCAGACUGCCAACUUUUUCUAAAUUUUGGAUUGAACAUAUAAAAGGAACAGCAGAUUUCUUCGGAUUAAAUUAUUAUACUAGUAGAAUAGUGAAACCAUUACCGCAGUCUUCAAUAGUAAAUUGGCCUAAUGAUGAAGGAUUAGAAUACAUAAUUGACUCUAGUUGGGUUUCAGCUCAAAGUUCAUGGUUAAAAGUUGUACCUGAAGGGCUAAACAAACUUUUAAAAAGUAUUAAAGAGAAGUAUAAUAACCCGAUAGUAUAUAUUACUGAAAAUGGUGUGUCUUCUUCAAGUGGCAAAGAAGAUGAUUUAAGAAUAAAUUAUUUACACUCUCAUUUAAAAGCAAUAUUGUUAGCAAUAAAAGAUGGGUGUGACGUUAGAGGUUAUACAUACUGGAGCUUAUUGGACAGUUAUGAAUGGGUUUCAGGAUUUACAGCUCAGUUUGGAUUAAUGCACGUCGAUUUCAAUGAUGCAAAUAGAACUCGAACUCCUAAAAAAUCUGUAAAGUGGCUGAAAAACGUUAUGAGAGCGAGAAAAUUAUUAUCUCCUACGUGAAAAGCUAACUAUUGAAUCUAAAUUAAUUUUUACAUGUAUUACUUCGAAUCAAUUACGAUUUCUAAAAAUUUUUUGUAAUAUAUUUUUGUUAACGCUUUUAAAAAAAAAUCAAACUUUUUUCUUAUCUUGGUGUCAUUUAUUCACUUCCAGAUGUAAUGGCUUUGCCUAUUUUAAUCUACAAAGCACCUUAUAAACUUCACUAAAACUGUAUAGUACCUUGAAGAAAGUUAUGGAAAAUUCUAUAAACCUUA